Messenger RNA from Prorocentrum cordatum, 1859 nucleotides. Lineage: Eukaryota; Dinophyceae; Prorocentrales; Prorocentraceae. The record is from the annotation of a GenBank genome assembly.
CGUGGCGCGCGCGCGGCAGGCGGGGGGCGGCACGGGCACGGCGGCGCCUGGCGCGGUGGCCUUCCCCGAGGACGCGGGGGCCGAGGCGGAGGUGCAGGCCGUCGCCCUCGGCGGCGACCACUCCGCCGCCCUGGCGGGGGGCCGGGCCUACCGCUGGGGGCUCUUCUGCCCCGCGGCGGCCGCCCGGAGGCGGGCCGCGGAGGCGCCCGGCCUUGGCGGCGCCGCCGGCGCGGGCGCGGAGGGAGGCCGGGGGACCUCCGCGGUGGUGCCCACGCCCACGCUCCUGCGCGCCGCGGGCGGCGCGCCGCUGAGGGCCGUGGCCUGCGGGGGGUCCAACACCUUCCUGCUCCGCGAGGGCGGCGAGGUCCUGCUGCUGGGCGACCUCCGCCCCGCCUUCGGCGGCGACGACGACGACGAUGUCGGCGCCGCCCGCCCGCUCUGGAGCCCCGGGCUGCGAGGCGCGCCCGCCGUGGCCCAGGUGGCCGCCGGCUGGCGGCACUGCCUGCUGCUCACCGAGUGCGGCCUCGUGUUCGCCAUCGGCGACGACGACCACGGGCAGUGCGCCGGGGCCGGCCGCGGCCAGGCCGCGCUUGCGCUGGCGGGCCGCGCGGGGGCGCGCGCGUGCGGGGUGGCCGCGGGGGCGUGCCAUUCGGUGGCGUGGUGCCUGUGUGGGUCCGCCUUCGCCUGGGGGCAUGGCGGCAGCGGGCGCCUCGGGCUCGGGGACGCGCGCGGCCGCCGCGAGCCGGCGCUGGUCGAUCUCCCGGAGGCCGUGUGCCAGGCGGCGUGCGGGGCCAACUUCACACUCUUCCUGACCGGGCAGGGCGGAGCCUUGUGGGCGUGCGGCGGGAACCAGCAUGGGCAGCUCGGCCUGGGCGCCGACCUGGAACCCAGGGAGGGGCCCGAGCGCCUGGACCUGCCGCGCCCGGGCGAGGUGGUGGCCUCCAUCGCCUGCGGGGACAGCCACACCGUCUGCCUCACGCGCCCAGCGGUGGGCCCUGGCUCUGCAGCACCGCGGCUGAUCGCCUGGGCGUGGGGGUGCGCGAGCUCUGGCCAGUGCGGGCGCGCAGCGGGAGAGGAGGGCGCGACUCACCCGCGUGCGCUGCGCCGGUGCGCCCCAGAGCCGAUCUUCGACUUCGUCGCCCCGUCGCCACACUGGCCGCUGGCCGUGGCGGCCGGCCGCGCGCACUCGGCCGUGCUGGCGUGCGCACGGCCAGAGCUGCCCGAGGAGUGCUCGCUUGCCAAGGGGGGAGGCGCCGCCCAUGCGGCGUGCGCGUGCGCACCUGCCGCGCAGCUGGCGGCCGCACGGCCUUCUCCGGCGCCGCUUUCGGGGCUGGGGCCGGGGCCGGGGCCGGGGCUGGCGUCGGCGUCAGGGCCGAAGCCAGAGGCGGCACCAGCGCGGGGAGUAGGGCCGGGGGCGGGGCUGGCGCCGGCUUUGGGGCAAGCUUCAGCGCCAGCCUUCAUGCCAGCCGCGGAGCCGAGGCCACAGGCGUGGUCGGCGGCCCUCGCCGAGGUCCCGCGCACGCCCUGCCGCGCGGCCCCGUCGGAGCUGAGCUCGCCAACCGCCGCUGCCUCGAGGGCAACGGCGGCACGCGCUGCGCCUCGGCCCACCGGCCGCACGAUGGCGGCCAGCAGCAGCGCUCCAUCCCUGCGCCGCGCGUGGUCGCCCCGGCGCGGCCGCGGCACAGAGGACGAGGAGGAGGUCAUCAACGCCUUCUGCGAGUCGAUCGCGCCCGCCUUCGCCCUGAGCCCCCAGAACGCCGCCGGCACGCUCCGGCAGGCGCGGCACCGCGGCGCGCCGUGCGCUGCCCGCGCCCAGCCCAGCGCCCCCGCGCGCCGCGGCGCGCCGAGGAGCGCCGUGG